AUGAAUCUUCGCUCCAAGUUGCCCCCAAUGACGACGGCGCCGUCCAAUCUUCAGGUGGAGGAGACCGUUAACGCAGGUGACGCCGAGUAUUUAUUGGUGCCAAAUUCCGAGAACUUCCUGUCCGCCCUUUACGAGAACCCCCACGGCCCAGCCCUUCAGGCAGUUAAAAAUGCGAGCUACAGCCUCGUACUGGUCUACUUAGUCGGAUCUGACCGAGUCAUAUCAAAGUCAAAACUCAUGAAAUUUCGCUCGACAGUGCUAGAAAAUGAUGACGUUUUCCAUCCAGACUUUCUCACUAAUGUAAUUCUAUUUGGAAGUAACUCUACAGAUGCUUCCUUAGAUACAGAUGCCUGUCAGCUUCUCGAUGAAUGGACUAAGAACUGGCAUUUUCUUAAAGGCAGCCUAGAGGCCAAGGUCAAGCCAGGUCCCUACGUUUUUGCUGGUGGUAAAACUUGGCAGCCCUGGAAGAUUUACCAUGACUUUAACGCUUGCUUUAUGAAGACUUUUAAGCCUUCAUCCGAUGGGUCGGGCAACUUGCUCACUCUCGACUCGACACAGGCAGGUAUCAAUGGAAGGGUGAUUGUACCAUCUCGAAGCUACUUUAAGCCUUCUGCCUCACAACCUCUAGAUGGAGCCAGGAUUAGCGUGAAGGACAAUAUUGAUAUUGCGGGCCACAGAACCACAUUGUGCAAUCGCGCAUGGGAGGACUUAUAUCCGCCAAAGUCCAAGAAUGCUGCAUGUGUUCAGACCCUUAUUGAUGCAGGCGCUAUAAUUGUCGGCAAGGUUAAACUGCAGGCAAUGAUUAUGAGGGAGGAGCCCUUGGAGUGCGUAGAAUUUACAGCCCCGUUUAAUCCUCGCGGGGAUGGAUACCAGGUGCCGUCUGGCAGCAGCCACGCAAGUGCUGCAGGAGUUGCUUCGUAUGACUGGCUAGACUUUUCAUUUGGAUCUGACACAAAUGGAAGUGGCCGCAAGCCUGCGCACUAUAACGGCUGCCAUUCGAUUCGCCCAUCUACAGGAAUCAUGGACACUUCUGGCGUUGUAGGUCAAUUUGAUAAAUUUGAUAUGCCGGUGUUCUUUGGACGGGAUAUCACUCGGUUCCACGAUUUUAUUUCAGUCUGGUAUGGGAACUCCCCAAUGCUCAAGGCUCCGAAGCAGGCACCAGUGCGAAUUCUCUAUCCUCUAGAUUACCUUCCCACCAUUAAUGAAGCUCAAUCCGCAGUCAUUAACAGAUUUGUCGAAGGACUGGAGGCUACCUUUAAUGUGAAAAGAACAGAGAUAUCUUUGGCAGAGCAGUGGAAGACGGAUUUGCCUGACGGACCAGAACAUGACGAUAUCGCAAAGUAUCUAGAGCUGGCCGGAGGAUACCCCUACUACCGUGAUUCAUACCUACAUUUGGAAGACUUCCGAAAAGUCUAUCAGACGAAGUAUGGGAAGCCGCCAUUUGUUCAUCGAGCCAUGCAUUGGCAGUGGGACGUGUCCAAAACCAUUUCACUCGAAGAGAGGGACUACUACUGGAAUCGAUCUGAGACCUACCGGAAGUGGCUGCUUGAAAACAUCUUUGACGCCCAGUCCGACACAAUUACGGUCAUGAUCUUCCCCAUAGAAGUUGGCAAACCAAGCUAUCGAGACUCGACGCCGCCACCCUUCGCCAUGUUGAGCGGCUACAGUUCGCUAAACAUGUCUCCCAUGAUGCGAGCCCCUGAAGUAACGGUCAUAGCUGGGCAAACAACAUUUGAUUCCAUCGUAACCAAAAGAAGGGAACCCUAUCCAAUAGGUGUAUCCGUCAUAGGAGCUCCAGGGACUGAUUUAAUUCUCGUUGAUAUGGCGACAAAGGGCAUGAGAGCCGCUAUGGAUCCCUGCCUGUAUGGCACUUUCAAGGUUUACAGCAACGAGAGUGGUACCAGGGGUAAACUAGAAUGA
Pochonia chlamydosporia 170 is the source of this 1920-nucleotide messenger RNA. Its product is annotated as amidase. Lineage: Eukaryota; Fungi; Ascomycota; Sordariomycetes; Hypocreales; Clavicipitaceae. The coding region runs from base 1 to 1920 and encodes 639 amino acids. The record is from RefSeq and is a predicted model, not a curated record. The transcript has 12 exons.